Messenger RNA from Prunus persica (peach), 2101 nucleotides. RefSeq names its product UPF0496 protein At4g34320. The transcript has 2 exons. Lineage: Eukaryota; Viridiplantae; Streptophyta; Magnoliopsida; Rosales; Rosaceae. The record is from RefSeq and is a predicted model, not a curated record. Bases 755 to 1834 code for a protein of 359 amino acids.
UAAGGCCUGAAGGGUUUUCGGGAAGGCACAGAGAGAGAGAGAGAGAGAAGGGACAUUGCUUCCCGCGUUUUCCAUGCCUAUUUCACUCAUUUCUCUCAUUUCUCUCAUGCGUGCAAGUUAUUCCUAAAAUCUAAAAUCUAAAAUCUAAAACCCAACCCAUCUUAUUUUCUUGGCCAUUAAAACUUUUAAUUCUCUUUAAACUUUUCUUCAUUCCUCAUUCACAUUUCACCUCAUCUCUCUCUCUCUCCUUGAUUUGCUUCAGUUCCUUUUUUUAAUCAAAACCCAUCAUCUAUUUUAGCGAUUUUAUUUGUUUCUCUUCUCUAUUUGCUCUCAAAGGUUCGAACGUUCUCUUUGUCUUGUUCUGGUGUUCUUGUUCGUUCUGGCCGGCUAGGUCGGUUUGGAAAAAGCUUAGCAAUAAAGUUUGGUGCUUUCGAUGCUUUUACAUCAUGAUUUGUGAUGGUGAAGUCUUAGAAGUUGAUUUUCUUGUAUAAAAAGUUGGAAUUCAUUGGUUUUGGUCAAGUGGGGUUGGUUCAAAUCUGCAACUUCAUUAAUUAGUUUGGCAGCAAAUCUGGGAUUGAAGAUUCCAUUUUGGGGUGCAAUUAAUGGUUUUUGUUUGGAAAUUAGCUCCUGCUUGACAAAAAGCCCAUUUCUUGUCUUUGAGAAUCGUAAUUACAAGGGAAAGCAAUUUGGCCAAGCUCUGAACUUUGAUUUGUGGGUUUUUCUGUUUUCUCUUGUUUAGAUCUGAAUUGAAGCUAUGGGAAGCCAUAUGAGCAAGAAGAGCUCUGAAACAUCAUCCUCUGCUAUCAAUCUCAACACCAAUUUACAAUACACAACUGAUCAAUUAAGCUCAUAUGAGGCAGCCUGCAAGGUUGAUGCAGAAUUGCAAUCCUUUGAUACCAAUCUCCAAACCAGAACCAAUCAAGUCAUCAACACAAUUGCAGCAGGAGUUGAAGUUCGAGCUCUCUCAUUUGAUUCAUUGAAGGAAAUCACAGAAUGCCUGUUGGAGAUGAACCAGGAGGUUGUGAAAGUUAUCUUGGAGUGCAAGAAGGAUAUAUGGAAAAAUCAAGAAUUGUUUGAGCUUGUAGAGGAGUACUUUGAAAACAGCUUGCAGACUUUAGAUUUCUGUACUGCAUUGGAGAAGUGUUUGAAGCGAGCUCGUGAUAGCCAAUUGCUCAUUCUUGUUGCUCUUCAACAGUUUGAGGAGGAAACCGAAAUGGGAGGCAGUCGAUACACGAGGACUUUGGGCGAAUUGAAGAAUUUUAAGGCUAUAGGUGAUCCUUUUACUGAAGAGUUCUUCCAAAUUUUUCAAUCUGUUUACAGGCAACAAAUACAAAUGCUUGAGAAGUUGCAACUAAGAAAGAACAAGCUCGAUAAGAAGCUCAAAUACAUCCACGCCUGGAGGAAGGUUUCGAGUAUUAUAUUUGUUGCUACAUUUGCUGCUGUGUUGAUUUGUUCUGCUGCUAGUUCUAUCCCUGUAGGCUCAAUGGGGAAGUGGAUUGACUCUUUGUGGAAAAACUAUGAAAAUGCUUUGAGGGGUCAAAAGGAAGUAAUUAGCUCCAUGCAAGUAGGGACUUACGUUGCCAUAAAGGACUUGGACAACAUUCGGGUUCUUAUCGAUCGAUUGGAAGUUGAAAUUGAGUCCCUCUUGCAUAAUGCAAGCUUUGCCAUUGAGGAGGAUGCAGUUACAGUUGCAAUUGAGGAGAUUAAAAAGAAGUUGGGAGUGUUUAUGAAGAAUGUAGAGGAUUUGGGAGCUCAAGCUGAUACCUGCAGCCGUGACAUUCGAAGAGCAAGGACUGUGGUUCUGCAGAGGAUCAUAAAACAUUCCAACAACUAGAAGACCGAUGAUCCUCAAUAUUUAACCUGUUGCUGUUUUGAUGCUUGAUGACAUUUGAAUUUGUGUAACUUUCUGUUUUUUUAAUUAUAAUUAUCAUAUUUUUUCAUUCUUAGAUUGUACCUUGGAAUCCCAGACGAUUGGAUUGAUGUAUAAAAGAAAUAAUGUAAGAUUAUAUAGCGUUUCACACUUUAUCAAUGUUUAGGCAAGAACUGACUUGAAGUAGUUCCCAUUAUGAUUUUGUCUUCAAUUCAAUCAUUAUUUACUUGA